GUCUCGCAUUCAGUGCUGCUGCCUGCGACGCGCUGAGUGCGGAGCGAGGAGACGCGCUGCAUACCAACAGAGACAUACGGAGAAGGCUAAUUUUUGGCCAGGACGCACACAGACCCCAUCCCGCUCUGUGCCAAAAACAAAUUUAUAUCUGGUCAUUGGACAGUUUACAUUUUAACCUUUCUUCUCAUGCGUUUUCUGAAAUAUUUUUCUGUCCUUCAGUGAACUAAAAAGCCAAUCAAGUGUCUGGGAUAUUUGUUCUUUCUGCUGUAAUUUUUUUUCUGGUUGAGAGAUUUUGCUCCGAAGAAGAUAAACAGCCCUACCCACCCCUCUCUCUCCAACGGGAGUCACCAAAAGGAAAAGUCAAGACUGAUGUUUUCAUCCACUCACAUGUAGAAGCGUUUGGACUAUUACUGUUGACACUCGUUCACUGGGUCGUUGUUUUAAAAAAAAAAAAAAAUAUAUAUAUAUAUAUAUUUAAUCAGAUUUCCUGCAACUGCACCCUAAGGGAGGAAUACCGAGACAUUUGGCUGCAAAAAAGGAAAAAAAAAAACAAGCAUAAAAUCAAUCAGAACUCCAUCAUGGGCUGCCCCCUCUUGCGGAACGUGUUUGCUGCUCUGAUUCUGGUUCUGCUGUCUAAAGGGUCCAGCGUGCACGGAGCAGAAUUCGGGCACCUGCCGGACAACAUUACAGUGCUGGAAGGCGAAAGCGUUACUUUGAGAUGCCGUAUUGACGAGGAGGUGACCCACAAGGCCUGGCUGAACCGCUCUAAUAUCCUUUUCACGGGGACAGAUAAGUGGUCGCUGGAUAGGCGUGUGACGCUGGUCAAUAGCAACAACAGCGACUUCUCCAUUCAUAUUGACAAGGUGCAAGUAACCGACGAGGGGCCCUACACCUGCACCUUCCAGGCCAAUAACAAGCCGCGCAUCGUCCACGUCUACCUCAUUGUUCAAGUGCCAGCCAGAAUCGUCAACAUGUCAAAAAAUGUGUCAGUGAACGAGGGAGAGAACGUAAACCUCUAUUGUCUGGCAGUCGGCCGGCCUGAGCCCACUGUCACCUGGAAAGAACAGAAAUAUGGGACGUUGCGUGAGGGGGAGUUCCUGGAGAUCACAGAGAUCACAAGGCAGCAGGCGCAGGACUACGAAUGUAUCACCAACAAUGGUGUGGCCCCUCCGGACCAGCGUAAGGUCAUAGUCACAGUCAACUACCCUCCCAUGAUCACAGACAUGAAAAACAUGCCAGCCCAUUUGGGGAAGACAGCCAUCUUGCGCUGUGAAGCCAUGGCAGUCCCGCCAGCCUCCUUUGAGUGGUACAGGGAUGAUCAUAGGCCGGUAGAGAGUGACAACACCCUAAGGAUCAAAAACGAGAAGACACGCUCGCUGUUGCUAUUCACCAAUGUGACAGAGAAACAUUUUGGCAACUACACCUGCUUUGCCUCAAACCGUCUGGGGGCUUCCAACGCCAGUAUGCUGCUGUUUAGACCGGGGGCCCUACAGGGGCGAGGGACCGGUUUACACGCAGGGAUGAGUGUCAUCGUGUGCGUUUGGGUUUCCCUCUCUGCUGCUCUUCUGCUGAAGGUGUAAUGAUCAAACUCCACCUGGAAUCGUCCUUAAACGUCCCUGAGCACCCCACCUCUCCCUCCCCGCCCUCUCUCCCACUCAACGGAAGGAAAACGGAAAUGAAAUUCUUUAAUUGCGAACCCAUCACUGUGAACAAAAAGAAUAUGCAUUAUUCCAGGAGCCAUUGAAUCAUUGCAUCAAACACAAAACUCCCCCAUCACCUCACCCCACCCGCCCAAUCCCCCCACCCCUACCCAGCACCCUCAAUUGAAUUUUGAGGUCAGCUCACACUCAUUAUCUCUUUCUCUCACUCUUUCUCCCUCACACACGUACAGUCUUUCCUUUUGUUUCCCAGAAUGCCUUGCAGAUUUCUCUGACUUGGUACUUAGCCUCUUUGUUUUUCCCAUUACUACCACUGGGCUGAUGUUAAUAGAGAGUGUAUAUUAAAGAUAAUUGUGUUAGUGAUCAACGACAAAAUAGAUUAUCUAACAAGCGGAAGAUCAUUUAUGUAAUAUAAUACAUAGACUAUUGACUGACCUACAAUGUUUGCCUUAUGGAAAUUAUACGUGAAAUCACAAUGUUACGGUGGAUAUUUAAUGAAAUGAUAUGACGAUAAUGAUGCAUUAUGAUAUGGCACUGGCGGUCAUGUGACCUUUUUAAAAAUUGUCCAGUUGGUGGCCGUGUGAAUUGUCACCCUUUGAUCUCACACCUUACACACACACAUACGCGUAUGGUUUUUUGAUUUUAACUGUGUAGCAGAUAAACUGCUAUGAAUGAUGUCAAAAUGUAUUUUAAAAAAUGGCUGGGUGGUGAUGGCGUCAGUCUUAACUACCCCUCUAUGUAAUUUGGGGAGUUUAUAUUAAGGUUUCGCAUGUAGACUCCCUCACUACCCAAACCUUUUUAGCUCCCCGACUACCCCUCUGUUCAGCGUGCUCUGUCUAGUCCCCCCUCGCAUCGCUAUAGUGUUCUCUGCUCUAUGUCUCCUCCUCCCUCCCUCCCUCCCUACGCUUCCCACCCAGUGUAAAUAUAUGCAGUACAGAGGCCAUGCUGGUGACUUCAAGUUGCCUCGGGAAGAACAACAUCUCCCAUAAGCCUCAACUACGCUCCAGUGUUCUGAAGCAGCAAGAGACUGUCCACUGACAACAAUAUCUUCUGUUUCAAAAGCUGAGGCUCCAUCCUCUUUGUCGCUUGUUGAUAGCAUGUACCGGUUAGAGAUGUUCCUGUUGUGAGUCCAUACUCCCUCUACACUCCCUUCCUUCCCUCCCUCCUCCCACUUCCUCUCCCUCCUUCCCUGCACUGUGUCUGUUUUUCUCUGCAAGGUUACCUGCUUUUACUUUUUUGGUGUUAAUAAUACUACAGAUGAUGACGAUGAUGAUGUUAAUAAGUAUUUGAAUAACUAUGAAUAGUAAUUCCAUGUGAGAAAAAAAAAUGAACAAAAUCCAAUGGUAAAGAGUCGUGCGUGGGGAAAAAGAGUUCUUUUGUACUUUACUCACACACAUUGAACAAGUACAACGAAAAAACAAAACUACAAAAAAAAGGUGUAAAGUUUUCAAAGUGACGUGCUCUAUUUUACCAUGACAAGCUUUUUAAAAACACAUUUGAAGCGCUCUGAGGGAUCAUUUCGACCAGCUCCAGAAGCUGUGAAUGAUAAUGUAAUUUAUAAUUUGUAAUAGUUUAUGUAUUUGACUCUUUUUGUCAUGCUGUUAGCUGCAUCACACACACAUUCGUCCACUUAUCAUAGUGUGUCUUUCUCUGUUUUGACCAGCUAGAUAAAUGUCAUUCUCUGGUCAUGGCUGUAAGUCAUUCCUAGUUCUGCCAGACCGCACUGAGAUAAAGAUGUAAUUAGCCAUUACCUGUGGCUGGCUAAGUGAAGGAGUCCGGGCUCCACCUGUCCUUCCUGCCACCUAGUUAUGGCCCCUAUAAAUCAAGCUCAGCCCUGCAACUGACAGGAAUCCUCUUCAAGGACAACCUCACCUUGGUGCACCAGUACUCCAUCCACUGUGUACCUGUGACAUGCAGGCACGGGCACUACCAAACCCCCAUGGCACAAUUAUCCAGCCACUUCCCCCACACGGCACAAACAGUGGGAGGAAGGCAUAUAUUUCAAUAUGGCAGAGCCCUUUUCUCUCCUAAAGCACUGUUCCACUCACAUGCAGAGACUAUAUGCAAAUUUGCCAUAACGAGCCUGAACAUCUCCCCGGCUGAGCCCUGACUACACCGACAUGAAAGAGGAAUUACUCAAUAUUGAAUCAAAUGUCUGAAUGUGUGUGUUUUUUUUCUUUUAUUUAUUUGUUAUUUUACUCAAAUUUUUGGUUCAAGCCAGCAAUAACCCCUAAUUCUACUGUGCAAGAGAUGUCAGUCAUGGUUAAAGCUGUGGUGUAAUAUCUGAAAAUCUGCCAUUAACAAGGUAAAUCAAAUAAGUCUGUUGUUGUACUUUUAUUGUGUACAGUACUCUGAAAUGAUUGUGAAGCUCUGUUUAAAUGGCCCUUAAUCUAAAACAUUACAGUACAUGUUGUUCUCAAAAAGUCUUGCCCGCUGCAAUGUAUUUGGGUCGUCUGCGUGACAAAACGCCUGUUGUGCAUGCAUCCUGUUGCUUCAUAAACAACGACGGGUUCCAUUUCAAGCACAAGAGCAGGUCAUUUGGUCAGUGUUUCUUAUUUUUUCCUGUCUCCUGUCAAUAUCUACAUGUCUCUUAUGCUUUUGUUUUUAGUUUUAUCACUUACCGUUUUUGUUCCAUGUAAGCGUCCCGCUGGAUUUUUCAGUGGCGUAUAACAUCUCUAUGUACAUAAUCUGUCCUUGAUGAAGAAAAAAGAAAAACAUUUAAAAAAAAACAAAGAAACAGAAGAAAAAAAAAGUGGACAAAAAAUAACAUACUGUCAUGUUUCUCAGUGUGGGUUUGAAAAAGCACGUCAAUAUUUGUGUGUGGAUGGAUUUUGAAAAAAAAAAAAAGAAAAAGAAAAACAAGCAAAUACUCUGUUUUGUUGAGGUCUGUGGGUAAAGGGUAAACGGAGGGGAAAUCGGGGAAUAUCACCUGCCGUGGAGUGGGUUAAACUGAAUGUGAGAAUGUGUAUAAAAACAAUCUGCAAAAGCACACAAUUUCAUGCAUCAUGAUGUAUGUGCGGUGCUGUGCAAAAGUUUUAAGUGUUUUAUUGAUCAUACAAAUUUUAGUUAUUAGAAAUGACUAAAAAAACAGUGAAUAUUUAACGAGACCGCUGUGUGCUUUUAAGACCCACCAGUUCCUAUACCAGUUCACACUUUUUGCAGUGUUCUUAACAUCAAAUGAACUGUGGCCUGUGUGUCUGCUGUCAUUUUGUGUAACCUCAUUUAAAUGUGCAAUCGGCGGGAGUCACAGCUUUUCUUACGGGAUUUUCUCUGACUCUGGCUGCAUCUGAAGCCAUCCUGAUGGUAUGUGAUGGAUAACAAUCAGAACAUCUAAAGUACAUCUGUUAAAACCUUUGCACAGUACUGUAAACAAGUCACACUUGUAGUGUGACAGAAGGAGAGGGUGUUAGUAAGAACACAGCAGAUCCCCUGGGUGCAACAAUCUGAGGGUGGAUGAGGAGGCUGUUGGGAGAGCACCCGGUCACAUGGACCAGUGGGAGGAUAGCCUGACAAUGUAAAUCCAAAAGCUGAGAGCCAGAGGGAGAUGGGAUGACACUAACCAGACAGUGAGCUCUCCAUUUAGGGAAAGAAGACAGACAGGCGCUCAUAUUGCAUUUCCAAAUAUGAGAGCUGUGGUCUUUCCCAGGGGAAGGUGUACCACACUAUUUAUGGUUGCACUGUGUAAUAUGAAUAGAAUUAACAUAGCCUUCAUCACAAACACAGCCUGGCCUACUUCAAGUGGAUAAAUAACACCCAACUGGGGUUCAAUGAGUUUACAGUGAUAUAAACAAGACGUUUCCUGAGCCCCUAAUUACAUUCGCCGCACCCUGAUGAGAAAGUGUUGAUUGGCUCCUGUAGCUGAAGGUUGUGAUGAUCUGUUUACAGAAUCUUUUUUUUUUAUUUAAUGCGGCGCCAUCAAACUGUUCUCACAAACCUGAUCUCACAGAGCUAGCAUCUAGUGCCAUUUUACAGUAUAUUAUAUAGUAGUAUCUUAUCUGAUGGAUUAUAUUUGUAGUUGUGUUAUUUUUUUCAUCAUUUUUUCAGCUUAUUUUUUACAGAGUUAUAAAUUUGUUUUAAGAGCAGGGGAUUUUAAAAUGACUUUGAAGUACAUUUCAAAGCGCUGUGCUGUUUGCUAAAAGGAAUCAGGUAAUUAAGCACCAAGCUGGGGUGUAAGGACAGAUACUGCACAUCACUCCUGAAACGUUGCAGUGAAAUAUUAAAAUCAUAAUUGUACUUCAAGACUGAAUAGUGAAAUAAAUGUGAGCCUAAAUAAGGUGUGCAGGUACCUCUUUCUUUGUUUCAGCUGCAGCCUUUCUGCAAACACCCUCGCUACAUAGCACAGAUCCCGGACAGACUUUCAAUUCAGAACGCAAUGGUUAAUCAAUACAUUCGACUGAAUGGCUUUGGAAUAGAGCAAUUUCUCCCUGGCUUGCCUUACCAGGUCCCCCGAAAGCUGGAUUGAUCAAGUGUCUAUAGACCAGCCUUAGAACAGAGAGCAUAAUUUAUCAUGCCUGAUACAAGACACCCCUAAUUGCACAUUGAUUUUAAGCCCUUCUCUGAAACUAUUUGCGCAAGUUGUAAUGUCAGCUCAGUAAACUAUGUGUUCAGGGCUGCGGUUCAGAUCUGGGGAAUGAAGAAUUAAUCAUUUGUUUUUCUUUUCAUGUCUAUCCAAGAUGGUAUUUAUUGUUUCUUUUUCCACCUAAAAUACUGUAAACUGUAAAAAAUGAGCCUUCCCACGCUGUACGUGUAAUUUAUUGGGUGCAGUAGUGCUGCUGUAUUUUAUUAGUAAUGAUGAGAUAUAACGUGGAGAUUUUGCAGUUGCCAGUGUCAGCAGCCAUUGGUACCGUGUAUCUACAGGCAUAUGUAAUAAUAAUACACACUUAUAAGGUGUCGUUGUGUGCAAUACAAUAAUAAGACAUUACGUGUGCUGUAAUUUGAUAAUGUGACUAACUGACGGCAUGACAGCACUAGAGUCAGUGCACCAAAGGGAUAUGUUAUACAGACUAACAAUUAUAUAUGAAUGAUUUUCAUUGUGCUAAAUCCCCUGCUCAUGUCCUUUACUGCAAAGCACGCCUAAUUCCAGUAUAUUAUCCUAAUUAUCCAUUGUUUACCAAAUAUCUACAGGCUCAUUCAGUUCUCAUGGGCAAAGUCAAUGUUGCAAGUCUAUUAGGGCCUAGUACUUUUCCAUUAGCACAGCCAAUAAAUGCAUUGGUAUACAGCUUGGUACACAGGAUUGGUAAGUGAAAGCAUGAGAUAGAUAGAUAGAUAGAUAGAUAGAUAGAUAGAUAGAUAGAUAGAUAGAUAGAUAGAUAGAUAGAUAGAUAGAUAGAUAGAUAGAUAGAUAGAUAGAUAGAUAGAUAGUUGAGGUGUUUUGUUUAUAUUUUAAACCUCAGCUUGUGGCAAAGAUGUUGGGCCACAGAGUGAUCAGUUUGCCCUCUUCCUCUCUGUGGCCAGAUGGAGCCUUGUCAAUCACUCACCUCUAAGAACUGGAGCGUCUGGCUAAUUAACAGCAUGCUGCACUCCGCCAGCUGAGCAAAAGCAACAUUCGCAUGGACUGUGCAACACAAUUGAGGCAUCUCGCCCACCAUGUCUCCCCUAGUCAUUAAGUCGCCCACCUCCCAUCUCCAGCAUAGAAAGAGUCCCAUUACUUGGCCUCUCUGAAUUACCAUCCCACGCCUGGCAUUUUCCUUGUCAGUCAACCGAGGGGUAAAUAUUGGUUGUGGUGCUGAGAACUGACAGGGGAAACUUGGAUUUCUUUCACAAGUGACGGCACCAACUGGUGUUUUUGUACUGAUUUAUACUGCAGUUAUGAAACAGAGGGGAUGCCAGACUGUGGUGAAGUUACAGAUGCACCAUACACGAGCGUUUUGUGUAAGGUGAGCUAGAGGCUGGCAUACGCGGCAUGAUAUCUUGUUGGCACUGGUCAAGUGCUAUGUGCAUCAAGAGGGAAAUAACAGCGUUCAGACUGCAGGAACCUUCCCUGCAAUGUAAUGGAAAAGUGUCUCAUUUAGAAAGUAAUAACAACUUUUACCUGGAGAGUCCACCGUGUAUAAUUGCAAGAAUGACCACACUUGGGUUAGUGUCAAAUGUGGAACCCAACUCGCCUUCUUUUUCUCUCUGCAGACUCUCAGUUUCUUUUAAUCUUGCUUUCCUCGUUUCUUUUUGUGUGGCGAUAACCUCUAGAAAUGCUCUCCCACCCCUCAGUGCUCCAGGUUUGCCCACUCUGCUGUUGUUGAAAUAAAUGGUGUGUGUGUGUGUGUGUGUGUGUAUGUAAGUGUGCAUACCCAAAUGUCAGUGUUCAAGUGUGCAUUGUGCUCCACGGUGAGCAUGAGUAAUUUAAGAGCCCUCGCGAGUAGUAUGCAGCAUGUCUGCAUCUGUGUGUGUGUAUACGUGCACUCUCUUAGCUCCACAGGGCAGGUUGUUUGGUUCGUUCAGAUUACACACCUGAAUUACAAGUGUGUCUUACAUUUUUCAUGAUCUUAUCAAUGUAAGCACACGAGACAGAAAGAAAAGAACAAAACAUUCGUCUUCCACCCUGACAGAUGUUCAGUGCUGUGAAGCGAUGAUUAUACUUCUUUUUGAUUUGUUUACUUGCUGAAGUUGUCUUUUUUCUUUUCCUUUUUUCUGCUUUUAUUUAUUUUUGUAUUUCUUUCCUUCUAUUUUUUUUUUUCAAAAUCCAUGAAGUGGAGUUAAAAAUGAUAUCAAGUGGAGGGAGAUUAAAAAAAAUAAAAAUCAUUUUUGUUUUUAACA
Oreochromis niloticus (Nile tilapia) is the source of this 8408-nucleotide messenger RNA. It is a transcript of the gene iglon5, whose product is annotated as IgLON family member 5. The transcript has 8 exons. The record is from RefSeq and is a predicted model, not a curated record. Bases 579 to 1580 code for a protein of 333 amino acids. Lineage: Eukaryota; Metazoa; Chordata; Actinopteri; Cichliformes; Cichlidae.